Acromyrmex echinatior (Panamanian leafcutter ant) is the source of this 2205-nucleotide messenger RNA. It is a transcript of the gene Hs3st-A, whose product is annotated as Heparan sulfate 3-O sulfotransferase-A. The record is from RefSeq and is a predicted model, not a curated record. Gene Ontology annotation, molecular function: [heparan sulfate]-glucosamine 3-sulfotransferase activity. Lineage: Eukaryota; Metazoa; Arthropoda; Insecta; Hymenoptera; Formicidae.
GGGAGGUUAGGUCGGGUUACGCACCCCCGGAUGCGAAUGCUCGGUGGUACAGCACACCGUGACAGACGGCAGCGGAUACACGCAGCGGUGACACGCGGCGCGAAGUCGCGCGAUUACAACGGUGCCGCCGAGCACCGGUCUCGCUACCUUUUUCGUGCGCUCGCUGGCGAGCGUUCGACGUCACCGCCGCUGCGAGUAGUCGAUCUCGUUUCAGUAACGGGGGCGAGUCUCGCUACGCCCGCUCAUCCCAGCUCGUCGAGUCUCAUCCCUUUAACGUCUCGCCACUCUCGCCGCCGCCGUCACCGUCGUCGUCGUCGUCGUCGUUGCCAUCGCCUCGAUUAGAUCACAUACGCGCGGCUUAGCUGUAUCAUCGCAUCGUCGGCUCUCACCACGGCCGUUCGUGCAUUGCACUCGUUGCACCUGUCGAUACAUAACACCAAAGGGAGCGAGGACAAGCCAGCACCGUGUGUUCCCGGCCUAGUGACCUGACCUUGGAUCGGUCCGACCAGAGUUUCAACGUACUCUCAACCCUCGCCAUGUAUGGAUUUUGAACUUCCAUUUUCAAUACGAGAAUCUGUGAAGCUAGGCGCGACGCAGAACGGAACUCCAAUAAUGUGAACGUACAAACGAACGCAAAUGCCCAACAAGGCACGGCCUCGUCAAGAGUGGUCUCCUCAAUCCCUCUUAGAUGUCUUGUGGAUGCCCCGCUCCGCUAUGAGGCCGGCCGAGGGUGACGCAUCGGAUUGCAUUUUGGUGGUCGGCGUAUCUAGAUCGAAAAUGGCCGUCGCUUUUCUAUCAGUCGCCCUGCUGUCUCUCUUUCUCACCUUCCACAUACUCUAUGACAGCGCCGUUUAUAGUCUCCACGCGGUUUCCGCCGUCGAAGGACGCACGGUCGAGCUGGUCUCUCAGGUACACGCGACGCCGCCUCUUCUCUUCUCCAACUCCAAAGUUCACUUCCCGCGCACGAAUCGCCAUCUUCCCCAGGCCAUUAUAAUUGGCGUACGCAAGUGCGGCACAAGGGCACUGCUGGAGAUGCUCUUCCUGCACCCGCAGAUACAGAAGGCUGCCGGCGAAGUUCAUUUCUUCGAUCGUGACGACAAUUACGGAAAGGGUCUGGAAUGGUACCGUCGGAAAAUGCCCUACUCCUUUAAAGGGCAGAUCACUAUCGAGAAGAGUCCUAGCUACUUCGUGACGCCCGAAGUGCCUGAGAGAAUUCGCGCGAUGAACGGCAGCGUCAAGUUGCUCCUGAUCGUACGAGAACCAGUUACCCGGGCGAUAUCGGAUUACACGCAAUUGCGCACGCACGCUGCAACCGCGUCCACAUUGACCAACGGUACGCCGCAACAACAGCAACAACAGCAGCAGCAAGUGGCGCGUACAUUCGAAGAGCUCGUUAUGCGACCCGAUGGUACCAUCAACGAGUCCUACAGACCGGUCGCCAUAUCCCUCUAUCACACCUAUAUGCAUCGUUGGCUGGAAGUGUUCCCCAGAGAGCAGAUUCUCAUAGUAAAUGGCGAUCAAUUGAUCGAGGAUCCGGUGCCUCAGCUGCGCCGAAUCGAGAAUUUCCUCGGGCUGGAACCGCGUAUCGGUCGGCACAACUUCUACUUUAACCACACCAAGGGCUUCUACUGCCUGAGAAACGACACUUCGGAGAAAUGUCUGAAGGAGAGCAAGGGAAGGCGUCAUCCGCGUGUCAGUCCGAUGGUCGUGACGAAACUGAGGAAGUUCUUCAACGAGCACAAUCAACGCUUCUACGAACUCGUCGGAGAGGAUCUCGGCUGGCCGGAGGAAUAACCAUCGUGGAAAAUCCGGACUCGUUCGUUACGCGACGCGAGUCGCGCGUGCAUCCAGCGGCGGGCAUGAUCGUUCAAAAUCAAAUAUUCUGUCGUCCUCACUGAAGUAAUAUCUCUAUCUCGUUUAUCGAUGGAAUUAACCAUGAAUCGAAGAACUGACAUCGUCAACGUAGACUUUUUGGGAUUACAUCGUAUCGAUCAGCGAUAUUCUUCGGGGACACUCACAAGGAUAAGUAAUUUAUUAUUGAUUAUCGAUUCCUUUAUUCUCGAUAAAGAGGUAAUAAUGCGCUGAUGAAAAUGUACAGGCGCCGUUUAUUAGCGGAUGCAUACGAGGCCAGCGUCUUGUUAUUAUAUUAUCAAACGUGUAAGCGUAUACAAAACAUGACACACAAAUUACCUAUACUAUACACAC